AUACUAUAAAACUAAACCCUUUUCUUUCUCUUUCUUCCCCUCCCAUUUUCCCCCACCUAUAGAGUAGUUAUCACCAAGAAUUCAUUUUUAUGUGAAUUCUGAUCUAUCAUCACUUUCAACAGAGUCUUAGUUCUCAAACCAUGGGUGGUGACAACACUGAGAAGACCACUAUAAUGGUGCUAAAGGUUGAUCUUCAAUGCUCAAGCUGCUACAAGAAGGUCAAGAAAAUUCUUUGCAAAUUCCCUCAAAUUCGAGAUCAGGUGUAUGAUGAGAAGGCCAAUACUAUCACCAUUACUGUAUUGUGUUGCAAUCCUGAAAGAAUUCGUGACAAAUUGUGUUGCAAAGGAGGGGGAGUGAUCAAGAGUAUCGAGAUCAAAGAGCCUUCAAAGCCUAAGGCUCCUGAAAAGCCCAAAGAGCCCGAAAAGCCCAAGGAGCCCGCAAAACCUAAAGAACCGGAGAAGCCUAAAGUGCCUGAGAAGCCUAAGGAGCCUGAGAAGCUCAAAGUGCCUGAGAAGCCUAAAGAGCCAGAAAAGCCCAAGCAGCCCGAGAAGCCCAAUGAGCCCGUGAAGCCUAAGAAGCCGAAAGAACCGGAAAAACCAAAAGAACCCGCGAAACCCAAGGAACCCGAGAAGCCCAAGGAACCCGAGAAGCCCAAAGAACCUGAGAAGCCUAAGGAAGCUCCUAAACCCGCACCAGUAGCUCCACCACCACAACCACAAGCACAAGCACCACCACCAUAUGCUCCAGAGCCAGUGAUAGUGAUGCCAGUACAAGGAUACCCGCAACAUGGAUACCCGCAACAGCCUCCUUCAGGAUAUGGUUGUUGUGGGCAAUGUUACGAAUGCUAUCAUGGAGGCCCAUGUUAUCAUUGGUACGGAAGACCAGUACAACCCGCCCCACCACCGGGCCCAUGCUACGAUACGUAUUCGUAUGGUUACGGGCCCGGGCCUGUUCCAUAUGGGCUCCCAAAAGGCUGUUACGUAAGCAAAUGCAAUGAAUAUUUCAGCGAAGAGAAUGCAGCUGGAUGCUCAAUUAUGUAAUCUUGACAAGAGAGUGGGCCCAUUCUGUGGGCCGUUGUCUGGGCCCAUGCCACCUUUUAAUGGGGUUCUUCUUCAAGUUUCCAGAACAAAGUUUGGAUCCAUCUGGCUAUCCUUUUGCAUGUUAUUAUCAUAGAUACAAAAAACAAUGCAUAAGGCUCACUUUUAAUAGAAAAGUUUAUAGAGAAAAUAAUUUUGGUGACCAGAUGACUGGUUACUGUCUUGUUAUAUAAUUCGUUAAAUAUUUUAUAAUAAAAGCACUUUGUUAAUCAUUGUCA
Molecule: messenger RNA, 1315 nt
Organism: Nicotiana attenuata
Lineage: Eukaryota; Viridiplantae; Streptophyta; Magnoliopsida; Solanales; Solanaceae
Product: pollen-specific leucine-rich repeat extensin-like protein 1
Exons: 3
Coding region: 141-1040 (299 amino acids)
Molecular function (GO): metal ion binding
Source: RefSeq, a predicted model, not a curated record